This is a messenger RNA of Arvicola amphibius (Eurasian water vole), 1464 nucleotides long. RefSeq names its product galactose-3-O-sulfotransferase 4 (gene Gal3st4). The record is from RefSeq and is a predicted model, not a curated record. The coding region runs from base 1 to 1431 and encodes 476 amino acids. Lineage: Eukaryota; Metazoa; Chordata; Mammalia; Rodentia; Cricetidae. The transcript is spliced from 3 exons. Gene Ontology annotation, molecular function: galactosylceramide sulfotransferase activity. Gene Ontology annotation, cellular component: membrane. Gene Ontology annotation, biological process: glycolipid biosynthetic process.
AUGGGUCCUCUGUCUCCUGUCAGGACCAUGAGGUUCUGGAGGCCUCGGAGCCUGGGGGUGGCUCUGGGAGUCUUCAUGACCAUUGGAUUUGGCCUCCAGCUCUUAGGGGGACCAUUCCAGAGGAGGUUACCGGGGCUGCAGCUCCGACAGUCCUGGAUCCCUUCCCUGGGACCAACUGUUAAGUCUUGCCUACCCCGACAGCGGCUUGUGUUCUUGAAGACACACAAAUCUGGGAGCAGUUCUGUGCUCAAUCUCCUUCAUCGCUAUGGGGACCAGCAGGGGCUACGCUUUGCCCUGCCUGCCCACUACCAGUUUGGCUACCCAAAACUUUUCCAGGCCUCUAAGGUCAAAGGCUACCACCCCCAGAGUUCAGACACCAAGAAGCCUUUCCAUAUCCUAUGUCACCACAUGAGAUUCAACCUGAAAGAGGUACUUCAGGUCAUGCCUUCUGACAGCUUCUUCUUUUCCAUUGUCCGAGAUCCAGCGGCUCUAGCCCGCUCUGCCUUCUCCUAUUAUAAGUCAACCUCAUCAGCCUUCCGAAAGGCACCUUCUUUGGCUGCCUUCCUGUCCAAUCCUCGAGCCUUCUACAGACCUGGGGGCCGUGGCAACCACUAUGCCCGCAACUUACUAUGGUUCGACUUUGGGUUGCCCUUCCCCCCAGAGACGAGAGUGAGUCCUCAUCUACCCAGGGACCCCAGCCCCCUCCAGCUACAUAUUAUGCCUUCUGCUGCUGGCCCUGGAAUUCUCUUCCAGCCCGUGACCACAGCUGCUAAUAGUCACCAGCAGCCAGCCGGCGUUGCCUCUUCAGAUUUCCGGCCCUCAUCUUUUAUCCAGUGGGGUCUGGCCUGGCUGGAUUCUGUCUUUGACUUGGUCAUGGUGGCUGAGUACUUUGACGAGUCAUUGGUUCUGUUGGCAGAUGCCCUGUGCUGGGGUCUGGAUGACGUGGUGGGCUUCACGCACAACGCCCAGGCUGGAGGUGAGCAGAGGCUCGGGGCGGCCAACAAGAGUGUGUUGAAUGGUGAAGAUCAGCAGCUGACUGCACGGGCCCGAGCUUGGAAUAACCUAGACUGGGCUCUUUAUACUCACUUCAACCGUAGUCUGUGGGCGCGGAUAGAGCAAUAUGGCCGCAGCCGGCUGCAACGUGCUGUGGCUGAGCUCCGGGCUCGAAGAGAAGCUCUGGCUAAACGUUGCCUGAUGGGAGGCGAGGCUUUAGACCCCAAAUACAUCACCGAUGUAAAGCUCCGUCCUUUCCAGUUCGGUUCAGCUAAAGUUUUGGGCUACGUACUUCAGAGCGGACUGAGCCCGAAAGACCAAGAGGAAUGUGAACGCUUGGCUACCCCUGAGCUGCAGUACAAGGACAAACUGGAUGCCAAGCAAUUUCCCCCUACAGUCUCCCUGCCUCUCAAGACCUCAAGGCUACUGCCCCCAUAGGCAUGGGAUGACAGAUGAGGACACACGACGCAC